CGUAGAACGGGGAUAAUAAUAAGAUCACAACAACUUGAAUAGUCUCAGAAGCGCUUCCGACCCCACUGUGUUUCCCUUCCUCAUUGACCCUUACUUUCGCCGUUACUGCUCGUCGUAUUCAACGAUGAGUACAAUGUCUGACUCUCAGCGGCAGAGUCUUUCACAUCCAUUUCUUUCUCAUCUCAUCGCUCUCCUGUCGGCUUAUGAACUAUGUCCCAUGUCAACACCAUCUCCGCAAUAUAAUGGGCCCGCAGAUUGGCAAACAGACACUAUCCUCCGCUCUCUAGGGGCGGUUGCACGUAGAAUGUACACUGCGGAGGAGACUCUGGCUUCAAUCAAAGCUUCGGAGUGUUGGCAGACAAAUGGGCCAGAGACAAAGAAAAGACGCAGUUCCAGCACCAAUAUCAAUACUUUUGCCACAUCUUCCAGUUCACCAGGAUCAACUUCUUGUUUUCAGAACAACUCCUCAAACCUCACACCUACUAUAGAAUCGGUUGAUGUCGACAUGCAGGACGCCGAUAGCACGAAUGGUGUAGCCAAUAUCGAUCGCACACCAGUCAACAAACCACACUCCGCUCGUGCAGGUUCGAUGUCCUUAUCAUUCGACGGACUUCCAAGUCAUAUUGAUGCCGCGACACUCCUUCGGUCAUUCUCAAGCGGAAGCUCAAGCUCGGCACCUCCCACAUCGCACAUCGAACACAUGGCUUGCCCAACAUGCGGCAAGGCUAUUACCGACACUUUGAUGAUAAGCCGAAUUAAUAGCAGCAGCUUUGAUGGCUCCCCCGGCGGAUCUCCUCUCGUCAUCCCUCCUGGUCCUCUUGCUGCUGCGGCAUUCGAAAGCGGCAUGAGCGCCGUCGAAGAACUAAGGUUACUCAAGGCUCAGGUUCAAGAUGUCGCUCGUGUGUGCAAUGCCGUGGCCAGGGGUGACUUGUCCCAGAAAAUUACGGUUCCUGUGCAGGGUGUGGUCAUGGUUCAAUUGAAGGACGUCAUAAACACUAUGGUCGACAAAUUGGGACAGUUUGCCAAAGAAGUCACUCGUGUCAGUCAAGAAGUCGGUACAGAAGGUAAACUCGGUGGACAAGCUCUCGUGUUGGAUGUCGAAGGUACUUGGCGGGAAUUGACUGGCGUCGUCAAUAAAUUAGCUGCCAAUUUGACCAGUCAAGUCCGAAGCAUCGCCAAGGUCACUAAAGCUGUCGCCCAGGGGGAUUUGUCGAAACAGAUUGAUGUCGAUGCUCGUGGCGAAAUCCUCGAUUUGAAGAAUACCGUAAACGGAAUGGUCAUCCAGCUCCGUGCAUUAGCCGCCGAAGUCACCCGGGUCACGUUAGAAGUCGGCUCUCAAGGCAAGUUGGGCGGUCAAGCGCACGUACCAGAUGUUCAAGGUGUUUGGUUCGAGUUGGUUCGCAAUGUUAAUCGGAUGUGUUCAAGCUUGACGGACCAAGUGCGGUCUAUUGCCAAUGUUACAACAGCUGUUGCUAGGGGUGACUUGACACAGAAGAUUGAGAUCCAGGUCGAAGGCGAGAUGUCAACAUUGAAGGGCACUGUCAACUCCAUGGUGGACCAGCUAAGCGCCUUCGCAUCCGAAGUUACUCGUGUCGCGCUUGAAGUCGGUACGCAAGGUAUAUUGGGUGGUCAGGCUCGCGUAGAAGGUGUGCAAGGUACCUGGGCUGACUUGACACGCAAUGUGAACAAAAUGGCUAGCAAUUUGACUGACCAAGUACGAUCGAUCUCGGAGGUCACAAAAGCUGUCGCCUUGGGCGAUCUAAGCAAAGUCGUCAACGUCGAUGUGCAGGGAGAAAUGCUAGAUUUGAAGAUGACUGUCAAUUCUAUGGUUGCCCAAUUGUCUACGCUCGCCAAUGAAGUCACUCGUGUGUCUUUGGAAGUAGGUACGGAAGGUAUCUUGGGUGGGCAAGCGUAUGUUCCCGACGUGCAGGGCAUGUGGAAGGUUCUUACAGAUAACGUCAACCUCAUGGCCAUGAAUUUGACCAAUCAGGUGCGGUCGAUUGCAGAAGUGACAAAGGCUGUUGCUGGUGGCGACUUGACGAAGAAGAUUGAGGUCGACGUGCGUGGCGAGAUCAAGGAAUUGAAGGAAACUGUCAACGGCAUGACCGAGAGCUUGAGUCUCUUCGCCGAUGAAGUCACUCGUGUCGCAAGAGAAGUCGGCACGGAAGGACGAUUGGGAGGUCAGGCUCGCGUCACUAACGUCGGUGGUACAUGGAAGGACUUGACGGACAACGUGAACGUCAUGGCUGCUAACUUGACCUUGCAAGUCCGAACCAUUGCUGUUGCAACCACUGCUGUCGCACGCGGAGACUUGACUCAACAAAUUACUGGUGUCUCUGUGUCCGGAGAGAUGCUAAGCCUAGUCAACACUAUCAACGACAUGAUUGCUCAAUUGGCAAUCUUCGCCAAGGAAGUCAAGAAGGUCGCAUUCGAAGUCGGUACAGAGGGUAAAUUAGGUGUCCAGGCUGAGGUGGGCAACGUCCAGGGUAUCUGGCAAGAAAUCACGAUGUCCGUCAACACUAUGGCCGGUAACCUGACCACGCAAGUGCGUGGUUUUGCCCAGAUCUCGGCAGCUGCUAUGGACGGAGAUUUCACUCGCUUCAUCACUGUUGAGGCUAGCGGAGAGAUGGACUCUUUGAAAACACAGAUCAAUCAAAUGGUAUUCAAUCUACGUGACAGUAUCCAGAAAAAUACCGCUGCGAGGGAGGCAGCUGAGCUGGCGAACAGAAGUAAAUCUGAAUUCCUCGCGAAUAUGUCGCACGAAAUUAGGACGCCCAUGAACGGAAUUAUUGGCAUGACGGAGCUUACUCUUGACUCUGAUUUGAACCGAUCGCAACGAGAGAGUCUGCUCUUAGUGCACUCGUUGGCUCGCUCGCUACUUCUCAUUAUCGAUGAUAUAUUGGAUAUCUCGAAGAUCGAGGCUGGUCGAAUGACCAUGGAAGCUGUCUCAUACUCCCUCCGUCAAACAGUUUUCGGCAUACUCAAAACCCUUGUCGUCCGCGCCUCUCAAAACAACCUCGAUCUUACAUAUGAUGUCGACCCGGACAUUCCUGAUCAACUCAUCGGUGACUCGCUACGACUUCGUCAAGUCAUUACGAACUUGGUGGGUAACGCUAUCAAGUUCACACCGUCUAAGGUCUCCCGCAAAGGCCACGUUGCACUUAGCACAAGGUUACUGGCGCUGGAUGACUCGAGUGUGACACUAGAGUUCUGCGUCACCGAUACGGGGAUCGGCAUUGCCAAAGAUAAAUUAAAUCUCAUUUUCGACACGUUCUGUCAGGCAGAUGGUUCGACAACGAGAGAGUAUGGGGGAACCGGUCUAGGCCUCUCCAUCUCCAAGCGCCUCGUUAACCUCAUGCAAGGCAACAUGUGGGUCGAGAGCGAGGUCUCGAAGGGAAGCAAGUUCUUCUUCACGAUCACAUCGCAGAUUUCCCAAAGUACGCUGGAGACCACACUGCAAAAGAUGCAACCAUUCCACAGGCGUGCUAUUUUGUUUGUUGACACCCUCAACGACACCACUGGAGUUGUCCAAAGGAUCCAGGAGCUCGGGCUGAGGCCAUAUGUUAUUCAUGAUGUCAGUGAAGUGGCUGAUAAAGAACGCUGUCCGCAUAUCGACACUAUCGUCGUGGACUCGUUGAGCAUGACCGAGAGUAUCAGGGAAUAUGAGCAUCUUCGCUAUAUUCCCAUUGUAUUAUUAGCGCCUUCGAUGCCACGUCUGAAUCGUGAGUAUGCGAGGAUGUGCUCUGGUGAUAUGGGGUUGACAGUAGUAGUUAAAUGGUGCUUGGACAACAGCAUCAGCUCGCAGGUUACGACUCCAGUCACAGCUCAAGAUCUUGCCUCCGCGCUUAUUUCCGCUCUGGAAUCGAAUACUGUCUCACCUGUCUCGGCACCAAAUGAUGUUGUCUUUGACAUCCUGCUUGCCGAGGAUAAUAUGGUUAACCAGAAACUAGCAGUCAAGAUUCUGGAGAAGUAUGGCCACACAGUCGAGAUCGCAGAGAAUGGAAGUCUAGCUGUCGAAGCUUUCAAAGCACGGGUGCAAGUGAGCAAGCCAUUUGACAUUAUCUUGAUGGAUGUAUCGAUGCCUUUCAUGGGAGGAAUGGAGGCCACUGAGCUCAUCCGAGCGUAUGAGAUGCAUAAAGGACUCCUACGGAUUCCUAUCAUCGCCCUCACUGCUCACGCUAUGAUUGGUGAUCGCGAGCGAUGCCUGCAGGCAGGUAUGGACGACCACAUCACCAAGCCUCUUCGUCGCGGAGAUCUAUUGAAUUCGAUCAACAAGCUUGCAGGGGAGCGCGCACAAUUAGCCACGCAGCAUCACCUCCUCCACAGACCACCUGCCCUCAUGGCACCAUGACUGAUGUUUUUUUGUGUCAUUUCAUUGUUUCAGGUUUUGUAUACCCUUGUAUGAUGUGGAUUCCAGUCGAUGCUUCUACUGACGUUUACGGCUUUCCAACGCUACCCCUGUCAGAUUAAUCUGUACGAUAGCAUGUUCGUGGCACUCAGAAUCAUUGUGUAAUCUCAUGUAUUUGGAUUGGUUCAUUAUAUAUGCAAUUGUCUUACUCCCAAUCUGUCUGUUUAGGUUUGAUUCUUAUUAUUUGUGCCUUGUCGACCGAAACCUUGUAAAGGUACUUUAGCCAAGAAUGACGCAACAAACAAAUGUAUUUAAACUUUG
Molecule: messenger RNA, 4669 nt
Organism: Suillus fuscotomentosus
Lineage: Eukaryota; Fungi; Basidiomycota; Agaricomycetes; Boletales; Suillaceae
Exons: 19
Coding region: 125-4351 (1408 amino acids)
Biological process (GO): phosphorelay signal transduction system; cellular hyperosmotic response; phosphorylation
Cellular component (GO): membrane
Molecular function (GO): phosphorelay sensor kinase activity
Source: RefSeq, a predicted model, not a curated record